AUGAGAGCCAAAAAUGUGCCGACUCCAACGUCAGAUUUCCUCUUGGUAGCCGACAGCCAGCUUGACGCCAUCUUCCAAGUCAAUAUCACUUCCGGGGCAAAGGUCAGCCUUCCACUCGGCCACCUGGUGUAUCCGCUUGCCAUUGACUUUGACCCCGCUGCCGAUUACGUCUACUGGUCCGAUGGUCUACUCAGGAAGAUAUCACGGGCACAUCGGAACGGAUCCGGAGGUGUAGAAGACAUUGUGACCAAUGAUAUCACCUCCCCAAACGGAUUAGCUCUGGACUUUGUCGGGAGGAACAUCUACUGGACCGACUCAGAACGUGACGUCAUCUCAGUCGCAAAGCUUGACGGGAUGUAUGUCAAAGACCUUAUUUCAGAACAUCUCGACCAACCACAUGGCCUCGUGUUGGACACACAGAAUGGGUACAUGUACUGGGCUGACUGGGGUUCUGAACCAAAGAUAGAGAAGGCCGCUAUGGACGGAACGGACAGGACAACGCUGGUCGACACGCUACUGCAAGAUCCAACCGGGCUGGCCAUUGAUUUCAUUGUUUGCACGGUAGAGAACGCUGAGUGUCAACAGUUGUGCCUGGUUCGCCCCGGCGGGAGGACGUGCGCUUGCCAGAACGGCUUGACGCUUCAACAGGAUGGGCUGUCCUGUCGAUCGUCAGGUGCUACAACAACCCCACCAAUCACAACCAACCAACCGAGCACUUCAAGUCUGUCUCUCGACAUUAAGGUUGGGAUAUCAGUUGCUGGUUUUGCAUUGUUCAUCCUCAUCGCGUCAGGUUUUGCAAUAUUCCACUUUGUAAAGAAGAAGAGACAGCAACGUGCAGCCGAUAGAGCUAGAGACCGAGAGUAUGCUACCGCCAAUGAGGCAAUGGAAGAGGAAGUCUAUGAUGUGAUAAGGGACGAAGGGUUUAUUUCAGUGGCCGCUUUCCCUCCCCCGGUUCCCGCACCCCUAAAGCGUGCCCAAAACAGCUAUCUGGACAUGGAACAGUUUGCUAUGAAAAUCCCGAACGGCUACGAAGACCCUAAAACCUUGAAACAAGCGACUCCUAGUGAUCCAAUUGCAAAGCACAUCCCUGGUGACGACUUGAAGCAUGACGAGCACGGCUACCUGGACUUGAACGGCGUCCGUACAAACCUGCCACCUAGCGGUCCCACCGAGGAUGACACAGACUACGACUACACGGAUCCGGUGAAGAAAUCUGACCCGUACCAGUCUCUGGGAGGGUCCUAUCAACAGCAUCAUGAGUACCAAGGUCUGCGCAACAAAGGUACGAAGGCCCAGAGCGACGAUCACGACUACACCCACCCCAUGCGUAAAACCGACCCAUACCAACCCCUGGGUGGUUCCUACCAUCGCCACAAUGUUUACCAAGGUCUGAGCAAGAAAGCUAAGAACCAACCAGCGGUCGGGAAUGCUGGACAAGAUUUCAUUCAGCCUAACUUUGUCAAUAUUCCAGAACCGGAUUACAACAAUUAAAAGAUGUAACCGUCCAUUGAAGGAACAGGCAGGGAUAUCGCAUAUUUGUACUAAUCUCCAAGCAGAUUCCCGGUGGCUUAAGAUAGUAUCAACGCUAGUCAUGGGUUAUAGCCGGCUAGAGGAGGACAGCCGCCUACUUACCAGCUUUGAUACAAUCUUAUGUCACAGGGAAUCUGUUUGGAGAUUAUAUUUGUACAAUAUAUUAACGCUAGUUCACCUUUAUUCGUUGGAUAACCUAUAUCCGUUGUUUUCAAAAACAUGGUAUUAAGGGAUCGACUGACGGCGGUUUUAAACUGCAAAAUUUUGAAAAUACAUGUAUUGCAAUUUAGAGCCACAGUCCGUCGAAUUAUCAUCCCUAUAUACUCUGUUUUUAUUACGGAUAUAGGUUACCCCACGGAUAAAGGAGAAGUAGUGUUAUAUUAUCUGCUAUACAUACGCAGUGAGUUAUUGGCAUGCGUGCUGUUCAUACUGAUAGCAAUGCAAUGAUAAAUUUAUCAUGAUAAAAUGUAGGAUCCUGGAAGACAAAGAUAAAUGAGGCAACAUAGGUUUUUGGAAUUGCCUUCUUGGAGACUGAGAACAGGUAUUUAGACAUAUUAUGACAGACUUAUGUAAGUGGAUCGUCACGA
This is a messenger RNA of Branchiostoma floridae (Florida lancelet), 2117 nucleotides long. RefSeq lists its product as uncharacterized. The coding region runs from base 1 to 1491 and encodes 496 amino acids. NCBI's taxonomy places the organism in Eukaryota, Metazoa, Chordata, Leptocardii, Amphioxiformes, Branchiostomatidae. The transcript has 7 exons. The record is from RefSeq and is a predicted model, not a curated record.